Messenger RNA from Alligator sinensis (Chinese alligator), 555 nucleotides. RefSeq names its product host cell factor C1 regulator 1 (gene HCFC1R1). The transcript is spliced from 4 exons. Bases 40 to 540 code for a protein of 166 amino acids. The record is from RefSeq and is a predicted model, not a curated record. NCBI's taxonomy places the organism in Eukaryota, Metazoa, Chordata, Crocodylia, Alligatoridae.
UCCUGGGGCGCCAUAAGCGUGCCGCCGCGUCGCGCCGCUAUGACGUCAUCCGCGCGACGCUGGCGCCAGCUUGGGUCCCCUCCCCCUUCGCCUACUCCCAGCAGGCCGCGCGACCCUAGAGGCGCAGCGUGGGGAACGGAUCCCGGUAAUGCCCCCCCGAUGGCCCCCCCAGCCCUGCCCCAACCCCGCUGCUGGAGGCAGGAAGUCCCCGCCCACAUGCCCUGGGCAGGGCGGGCCCCAGUGGUGGUGAGCUUCUCCGCCGCGGCACUUCCCCGACGACCCCCACCCCGCCCUGCUGCCCUGGCCUGCAAGCGGCGCCUCGAGAAGCAGGAGCUGGAGCCAACCCGGAAGCACUUCCUGUCGGAGGACAAGAUGGCUGCUCGCUUUGACACUCUCAGCCUUGACCACGACCACGCCUAUGGCAGCAACGGCUUCCCGUCCCGCUGGCCCCGCCCCCUGCCGCGUGGGCCCCAGGAUGCCACCCUGGAGGAGGAAGAGGAGACUGUGAUCCUAGACGGGGAGUUCCCCAUGGCCCUGUGAGUACCUACCUCCACC